AUGCGACAAAUCCUACUAACUACAACACUAUUCCUACUUGCCAAUGCUCAAAUGGACGAUAAUGCCCUUUCGGAGGACAAUCGUGCAAAUGACGUGCCAAUCGACAUUAGGCUGCUGCUCUCGGAGGAUGUUUUUAAAGAACUCAGUUCCGAUGUGCAGAAUUCGCUGGAAGGCCUGUUCUUAAGUGAUAUCCGGAAUAUUGCGGCUUGGUCCCGAAAAUUAGGGCAGUUUUCGGAUGGCAAAGAGGCCCUCCACGCUUUGAAGAAAACGAGUGAGACUUCAUACAACUAUAUGAAAAGGCUCUACGACGUCUAUACCUUUAGCUAUCAAGGGCUGACCCCGGGUGCUAAGAAGUACUUUGAUCAGGGAACCUCUGAUAUCAAGAAGCUUCGUAGCACGGACGUGGAGACCAGGAAAAGAUGGUUUCUUGAAAAGCACGCCGCUUUUCAACAAUUGUCCUUCGACGAUCAAUCUUCAAUCGAAGACUUCUUUCCUCUGGUGUUUAAGGUUGCGACCGACAAGCCCUUCCGAACAAACGUCAUCAAGAAGCUCGACCGCCUGAUGAGGGACAGAUUUUCACGCCAAUUCUUGAUUGCU
Messenger RNA from Mesorhabditis spiculigera, 597 nucleotides. Lineage: Eukaryota; Metazoa; Nematoda; Chromadorea; Rhabditida; Rhabditidae. The record is from the annotation of a GenBank genome assembly.